AUGUCCCAAUCUACAUCCAACCCAGCUCUAGAAGCGUUUCGAGUCCCUACCAUCACUCAACCACUGCACAAUAGCAUUCCACCCGAGCUUGUGCCUCGAUUUGAUCCCGUGUAUGUUGCAUACUACAAUGCCUUCAGUGCAGGACGACUGCAUACCCACGAGGUACCGAUAGAAGAGUUUCGCAAAAACCCUGCUCGAUACACCAUCGCAUAUGGCCGAUCAGCGGGCCCCGAUAUCUUUCGCAUCACGGAGCAGAAAUGCCCUGUCAAUGGCGGUGAAAUCACCAUUCGGAUAUUCGAACCAGCACCUCGACCUGACCAGGGUCAGAAGAAGAGGAUAGCCUACAUAAACUUCCAUGGAGGUGGUUGGGUCUUUGGCGGAUUAGCUUACGACCACAGUUUCUGCAAGCGGCUGGUCCAUGAGCUGGAUGGUGGCCUUGUCGCUUUCGACGUGGACUAUCGAUUGGCACCAGAGCACAAGUUCCCAAUCCCGGUUGAGGAUUGCUGGACUGCCUUUAAUUGGGUUCGCUCGAAGGCUACUGAAUUCCACCUCGACUUGGAUCGAUUUGUAGUUGGGGGCGUCUCAGCUGGAGGCCACAUCUCCGCCGUCAUCAGCCACCUCUGUCGCAAUGCGAAUAUCCCACUGCGACUGCAACUCUUGACUGUACCGGCGACGGACCUGCACAGCACGUUCACGCCACAUGGUGAAUUCGACCGAGAGAAUUGUCCCUAUGAGUCCUAUCGAGAAAUGGAGUUUACGCCAGCGCUCCCAACUGCACGCAUGGCUUACUUCCACCGAGCCUUCCUGGGAGUUCCUCGACCGGCGCAGUCUGACGAGGACUGGAAGAUAUCCCCUAUUCGAGCUCCCAACUUCCAAGGCUUGGCCCCUGCGUUGGUGUUUACUGCGGAAUUAGAUCCAUUGCGCGACGAGGGCGAGGCAUAUGCGGCCAAGCUUCGGGCUGCUGGAGUACCUGUAGAAGUCAAUCGCAUGGCAGGCGCCCCUCAUAUAUUUGCUGGGCUUGAUGAGAUCCUGGUGGCUGGACAACAGUAUAACAAGAAGGUGGUUGCGAGUCUGCGGGAGCUCCAGGGAUGA
This is a messenger RNA of Penicillium olsonii, 1092 nucleotides long. The record is from the annotation of a GenBank genome assembly. Lineage: Eukaryota; Fungi; Ascomycota; Eurotiomycetes; Eurotiales; Aspergillaceae.